ACUUGUUUAAGCAGGAACCACAUGACCAUCUUGCUCGUAAUGUGUUUCUCUAAUGGCAGUCAGCCAUCUCAUGUCAUCUCAACCACCUUGCAAAUUAAGGAUUAAUCAUUGCUCACAGCGUUAACUCAAGCUUUCCACGAGAUCUGACGGACAUUAUAAGCGCCAGCGAUGCCAGAGCCAGCAGAAAUGAGCGGACCUGACGUAGCAAAUAUGCCGGGGGGCGGUGCUCCAGGGAAUGAGGGAAAAAACCCAGUAGCCAAUGGGCAUGCAGAGAAUGAUUCCAACCCCUUUGCAGAGUACAUGUGGAUGGAGAACGAGGAGGAGUACAAUCGGCAGGUGGAGGAGGAAUUGCUUGAGCAGGAGUUUUUGGAGCGCUGUUUCCAAGAGAUGUUAGAUGAGGAGGAUCAGGAUUGGUUCAUCCCUGAGAGGGACCUCCCCUCAGUGGGACAGAUUCAACAACAGCUCAACGGACUUUCUGUCAGUGAUGGAAAUGUAGAAGAAAUCUUGCGGAAGAGCAUCUUAAAUCCUGAGGCCAAGGAGUUUGUGCCAGGGGUAAAAUACUAGAGAUCGUCCUCGCCCUCUGGAGAUGUCCUUUCUCGCACACGCAUACGUUGAUCAUAUACUCAAGAGACUGUUGUGGCCGUUUUAGAAUGGUCACGUAAUAAAAUGCACUCUUCCACAUACACAUUUUCAAAAGGGAGGGAAUACAGUGUCAGUUGACAUUUUUUGAGGGGGGUGGGGGUGAUUGUCUAAAAGAUUUAUAUUUCUGUUAUAUGUUAAACCAAGGGUAUUAUGUUCAAACACGGCCUCUAGGAGGUGCUGAGACAAGCUAAUAUCAUACUCCUUAGCUGUUUUAUUUUCCUCUACCCUUAAUGAAAAGGCUGUUCUUGUCAGCAUUCAUUGUUUCACAGUUUGUGCCUGAUCAGGUUUUUGCUUUCCCUCCCAUGUAUUUUUUGUUUUUUGUUUUUUUGUUAAUUAUAUUUUGUAGAGGGAGGUUUUGAUGUAUCGGUGUUCACGUUCCUUAGUCUUUAGGGGUGUGGCCAUAAUUGAUUGGGGUGUGGCUGGCUGUGGGCGGGACCUGUUGGGAUGGGUUGGAGACUGAGGAAAGUAUGUUUGGGAAUUCACUUCAAUUUUUGAUUUUGAAUUGAAAUUGUUACAAGCAGGAGUGAAUUACAUUUAAAAAAUGGAAGGAAAAAAAAAGGCAAAUAAAGAUGUUUAGGAAAGUUCA
Molecule: messenger RNA, 1228 nt
Organism: Myxocyprinus asiaticus (Chinese sucker)
Lineage: Eukaryota; Metazoa; Chordata; Actinopteri; Cypriniformes; Catostomidae
Product: polyadenylate-binding protein-interacting protein 2B-like
Exons: 4
Coding region: 169-564 (131 amino acids)
Biological process (GO): negative regulation of translational initiation
Cellular component (GO): cytoplasm
Molecular function (GO): mRNA regulatory element binding translation repressor activity
Source: RefSeq, a predicted model, not a curated record